Molecule: messenger RNA, 1299 nt
Organism: Trichophyton benhamiae CBS 112371
Lineage: Eukaryota; Fungi; Ascomycota; Eurotiomycetes; Onygenales; Arthrodermataceae
Exons: 3
Coding region: 1-1299 (432 amino acids)
Biological process (GO): fatty acid beta-oxidation
Molecular function (GO): acetyl-CoA C-acetyltransferase activity
Source: RefSeq, a predicted model, not a curated record
AUGAUGCAUACUUCCAGACUGGCCAGCCUUGCCAGCCGCGGCUCGGCGCAACGACUUGGACAAGUCCAGCGACAUUUCAGCACAUCCGGCGCACUUCGACGAGAAAUUCAGGAUGCAUAUAUUCUCGGCGCUGCUAGGACGCCAACUGCAAAGUUCAACGGCCCGUUCACCACGGUCCCGGCACCGAAGCUUGGUGCUGAAGCCAUAAAGGCAGCCAUCAGCAAGUCCAAGGUUCCUGUCGAGAAAAUCACUGAUGUCUACAUGGGAAAUGUGCUCCAGGGCUCCGUCGGUCAGGCCCCUGCCCGACAGGCUUCAAUCUUCGCCGGCCUUCCCACAACGGUUGAAGCUGUCACCAUCAACAAAGUAUGCGCCUCGGGCAUGAAGGCGGUCGUCAUGGCGGCACAGAACAUCCAGCUUGGCCUUGCUGAAGCUCAGGUCGCCGGCGGAAUGGAGAAUAUGUCCCGUGUGCCUUAUUACCUACCCCGCGCCAGCCAGCAAGCCCCCUUCGGAGACAUGAAGCUGGAGGACGGGUUGGUUAAAGACGGACUGUGGGACGUCUAUAACCAAUUCCAUAUGGGUGUCUGUGCUGAGAACACGGCAAAGAAGCACAAUAUCACAAGGGAGGAGCAGGACGCCUAUGCCAUCCAGUCCUAUGAACGUGCGCAAGCCGCGUGGAAGGAGAACAAAUUUGACGAUGAGAUUACUCCUGUCACAAUCAAAACGAAGAAGGGCGAAGUUGUCGUCAACAGGGACGAAGGGUUCGAGGACCUCCGCGCUGAUAAAAUACGCAGCCUGAAACCCGCCUUCGUCCGGGACGGUACCGGAACUAUUACCGCCGGAAACGCCUCGACCUUUAACGACGGUGCAUCUGCUCUUGUCAUCACAAACGAAGCUCUCGCCCGUGAGUACGGCUCCGGCAAUCGUGUACUUGCCCGUAUUGUUUCCCACGCAGAUGCCGCAAUUGACCCAGUCGACUUCCCUGUUGCCCCAGCCAAGGCCGUCCCAAUUGCCCUAAGUCGGGCAGGCCUAACUAAGGACCAGAUCUCCGUCUGGGAGUUCAACGAGGCCUUUGCUGCCGUCAUCAAGGCAAACGAGAAGAUCCUGGGUCUUGAGAAUGCCUGUGUCAACCCUGUCGGAGGCGCUAUCUCCAUUGGCCACGCGCUUGGAAGUUCUGGCUCGCGAAUCCUUACUACUCUUCUCCACCAGCUGCAGCCAGGCCAGUAUGGCCUCGCAGCUAUUUGCAACGGAGGCGGUGCUGCCACGGCCAUCGUUGUCCAGAGACUGGAGAAGGUUGAGUAA